Messenger RNA from Cantharellus anzutake, 1852 nucleotides. RefSeq lists its product as uncharacterized. Gene Ontology annotation, molecular function: DNA-binding transcription activator activity, RNA polymerase II-specific; RNA polymerase II cis-regulatory region sequence-specific DNA binding. The coding region runs from base 445 to 1617 and encodes 390 amino acids. Gene Ontology annotation, biological process: regulation of transcription by RNA polymerase II. The record is from RefSeq and is a predicted model, not a curated record. The transcript is spliced from 4 exons. NCBI's taxonomy places the organism in Eukaryota, Fungi, Basidiomycota, Agaricomycetes, Cantharellales, Hydnaceae. Gene Ontology annotation, cellular component: nucleus.
GCCGGAGUUGCUCCGAACGUCCCUAAGUCGUCCAAAAUAGUAUGAAACCACAGAAAAACCAUACAGUUUCGCAGUUGAAGAUGUACACAUGUAAUUUCCUUGUUUCCAACAUCGCGUGUAGUGGAUGUUUGACGAACCAUCGGGCUCCCAUCAGUGAGCCCAGUGCUUCGCCAUUCGGACAUUGCAGGUCGAUGUGAGGAAGUCCAAGCGACCCCCGUGACGGCACGCACGCAUCGUCACCACACCGUCAGUUCUAAGGACAACGUCAACAGGCAGCUUGUUAUGGGAGCUUUAUAUGGUUGUGCAUGUUGAAUGAUCAGCUUCACUAGUUCUCGGUAUUCGGUAACCCCCCCAAUAAGGGUAUAAACAACUUUGGUUGACUCCUGGGUGCAUUGAACUCCAGCUCUUCCCUUCACGCUUCCAUCUUCAAAUAUUUACGCACCCAUGCCUCUAAACUCGUCUCAUGCCACUGGCGCCUCUGCACCGUCUUCUAUUAAUGGUGUGCAGAACCAGGGUAACGCCCUUUUUCUUACGAUCGUCCCGCCUACGCAUCGUGGAAGGCGGCAGGGGAGCUCACCAGCAAAACCACCUCGCCCCAAAAAAUAUCCCUGUCCACAAUGUGGCCUUAUGUUUGAUAGGCCUUGCUCGGUUAAGACGCACGUCUACAGCCAUACGGGUGAAAAGCCUUUCCCCUGCGACUAUUGCAAUAGCGCGUUUCCCACCAAGUCCAAUCUCUAUCGUCAUCGAAAAACGUGCAAAAAUUACAAGAAAUGCAUGAUCCAGGGGGGGAGAUCAAGACAACCGACGCGCUCGCAGCCUGGGGCAACUCCCCAGAAUAAUACGGAUGAACAUCAAACCAAGAGGACAUCCACACCGACAUCCACCAAUUCCCAUCUGCAAGCGGGCCCCAGUCAAACUCCCGAAUCUAUUGUCCACCCUCAACCAGCAAACGCACCACCUGGUUCAAGUCCACCUUCUAUUUCAUCUGCCGUAGACUUCCAGCAGCGGCAAGACUCGAGAUCUCCUCUUGACAGCCAGCAGGCCUCCAGACGUACGCCAUCAGCUGCAUCCUCGGAAUCAAGUGGCAUGGACCUCCCGCACCCCAGGCCCUAUUUUGACAACGGCAAUACGCGUCCACGCCGCGGAUUCAGAUACGGAAGUAAUCUUGAUUAUCCGACCGAUUCUGCCGGAGGGAUCGGCAGUGCUGGUGUCAGUGACGACGCCUACGAUCAUCCUGACCGAUCCCACAAUCAUGUCCAAGGUUACUAUGAGAGGGAAUAUCUCUCACCGAGCCCAGCUAUGGAGUCGAGAGGAGCUGGUUCUCCUGUGCAUACGACGUGGGUUCAGCCGGGACAUGAUGGGGCGUACAACGCUGCUAAUAUGAAUACUAUUCAUCGUCCUCGCUCAGACCACACGUACGCGAGUUCUACAUCCGGAGCAGACGUGGGACGUGAUGUGUCCGGGACGUGGAAUUCUGGAUAUUACGCGAGUCGAGCUCUCCAAUCUGAGCCAGGCUUUGCUAUGACAUCCAUUCCUUCUCACCAUGAGCGUCCUUCUCGUACCGUUUCCAACCUCCCCUUGCACGACCCCGAGGCCCAACACUAUCCAUCCGCAUGAGCCGAAAUAGCCCCUCUACCACCCCACCCCCUCUAGGUCCGCCACGCAGGAACGCGGUAUCCGAAAUAUUUCCGCCUACUGAAACAUACAGCAUGAUGUCUUCUAGCGUUCAAAGCACAGACGCGUGGCCGCCUGCAGGUGGAAACAGUUAUCACGAAUCCGGGCACGGUACAGAAUCAUCCUAUCAUCUUAUUCGCGGCUCGACCAGAUAAAUGGUUAAUUGUCUUUCUUCACG